Molecule: messenger RNA, 1383 nt
Organism: Brassica oleracea var. oleracea
Lineage: Eukaryota; Viridiplantae; Streptophyta; Magnoliopsida; Brassicales; Brassicaceae
Product: paired amphipathic helix protein Sin3-like 2
Exons: 1
Coding region: 20-1282 (420 amino acids)
Biological process (GO): negative regulation of transcription by RNA polymerase II
Cellular component (GO): chromatin; histone deacetylase complex
Molecular function (GO): transcription corepressor activity
Source: RefSeq, a predicted model, not a curated record
AUAAGGAGAUAUAAUAGACAUGACUACUCAACAGCAUCGUUAUAAGAGUAGUCGCGUGCGUAACGAGGAAGAAAUAAGAUUCAAAGAGAAAGGGAUGGUGAAGAAGAAGAAGAAGAACGCGCUCGAGUUAUGGAGUAUCUUCAAAGAGAGACUAACUCCGACGGAUUUGAAGACGCUCACCUCCUUGCUGAUAGAUUCUAACCGCAGAAGAAUCGACAAGACCCAACUCAUUGCAUCUGCUCUGGUUUUGUUCAAGAAGGACGACUUUCUUCAUCGAUGCUUCACAGAUUUUCUCAACAAGCCUCAAGAAGAAGAUGAAGAAGAGGAUGAAGAUAAAGCACUCAGUGAGGUUGAGGCUGAGUCGCUCAAGAACUUCUGUAAGAUGGUCAGUAAGGGACUGGGUCCUUCCGAGUUGCUAGAGUUAGUCUCCUCCGUUAAAGACUUUGGUAAGAAAAAAAUCAAACUCAGCCAGUUUCGUAAGUCUCUUUCACUUUUGUUCAAAAACAAUGGUCAAGAAGAUGAACGUGGAAAGACCCAACAAAACGUUCAAGAUACGGGUCUUGAACUUGAAGAAGGUGAAAUACGAGAAGAUGGUCUUGGGGUUAGGGCUAAAGUAGGUAACAAGUCGAAAGAAGAUCAAAAGAUUGGAGCCGAUGCUGCUGAGAUUAGGGUUUCUGAGGAGCGAGAGUUGGUGAAAGACGUAACGCAUGGCUUAGACAAGAUGGAUUUGGAAGGAAAGAAGAGAAGACUAUUGCAAACUACUGAGAGGUCUCUGAAGAAAGCAAGAACCUCGUCAAGGCAGUUAGAACGAGUGACACCGAGCUAUAAGCUUAUCCCUGAGGAAGAACAGUGUCCUGUCUCAAACAAGGUACUGAACAACAAGUACGCUGUGAUGCAAUUUAAAGGUGCUUCGAGACGUAAGAAACUGAGCAAGUACGAAGAAGCAGUGGCGAGAUGCGAAGAGGACAUGUUUGAGAGUGAUAUGUUGAUGGAAGCUCUGAAAAGCGCAGUGGAGAGUGCGGAACAAGUUAUAAAGGAGGAGAUGAGCCUGGAAAAUCUUGGUGUGAAGUUCUACAGAUGCAUCGAAAGGCUAUACCGUGGAGAUAUGUUUGCAGUUGUAAGAGAAGACCACAAGACGGUUUUGCCUGUGAUCUUAAUCAGGCUGAAGCAGAAGCUGGAUGCGGUCAGAGUUGCUCGGGAAAUAUGGAUCCCUAUGUGGAAGCAAGUCUUUGAAGAUAACACUAUAAAGCAAAGAGAAUCUACUACAUUUAGACGGCGAUAAAUGUAACUAAGCAGGUUUACUUUUGGUUUGAUGUCCCACUUUAUGACACUGUGUAUUUCAUGAGAGUUUUGUAAAUACAGGAAAGGCAGAUUUUUUAGCAC